AUGCUGCUGCAGUUGCCAGAAGCAGAAGGAAAAGCAAAAGCUAAAGUGUUUUUGGAAAGUGCAAAGUGCUUUCAUGAUGACCAACACCAUACUGCUAAUUCCAUUAGGGAAGUUGAGGAAGAAGAAAGAGAGAGGAUAAAAAAGCCACACUACAAUAAUGCCCUCCCUCGUCCCUAUCAGAAAUCGAAACAUAGCAAGUGUAGGGUUAGUAUACGGACUAAGAAUGCUAGUUUUGAUUGUAAUGGAGCCCCACUAGACCCUUCAGUCUACUUUAGAGCUGAUGCUGGUGCUACACCAGAGGGGAUCCAAAUACGAUCAGAUCAACAUGGCCAUGAGGAACAUUAUUAUCAGGAAGAUUUCACUGCCAGCCCUAUACCAAGACGAAGAUCAUCCAGGAGGAGACACUUAAGAUCGCAGUCCAGUCAUGUUGAUAGGGUCAAUUUAGAAGAUAUUGGUGUUGCAAGGAAAAGUUCAUGUAGCAGGAGAAGGGAAAGAUCUAGACGGGGCUUGCAAGUGGUGAUUGAGGAUGAGCAUCAUCAGAAGGAUGAAGAGGAAAGAAUGAUUGACAAACUGCUGUUGCAUUAUAGUAAGAAACCAUCAGCCUACGAACCAGAAAAUGUGAAACAAAAAUUAAGAGCCAGUCCUUUGCACCGCAAUUCCCUUGAUGUUGCUGAAUUGAAGCACCACAGAAGUAGAGAUGCGCCUGAAGUGAAAUCUGAGAAGGUUUCUACCACAGUAAGAUCAUCUUCUCUUCCUCGGGAACAAGCACCUCCAUUGGAGGCUGCAAAAACAUUACCCGUGCCUCUUUCCUCUAGCCAAAUAUGUUGA
Molecule: messenger RNA, 828 nt
Organism: Malania oleifera
Lineage: Eukaryota; Viridiplantae; Streptophyta; Magnoliopsida; Santalales; Ximeniaceae
Exons: 2
Coding region: 1-828 (275 amino acids)
Source: RefSeq, a predicted model, not a curated record